AUGGGAUCAUUUGCUAUGAAACCCGAUAUUAGCGUCGUGGAAACCACAGCGCCUGUGCCUAUACCUUCAUCUGAACUCCCGGCCUCAAGCUCCCCAUCCAUUACGUUGGUGCCGGCAACUCUUCUUGAGCGAUAUCAAUGCUGGCAUAUUAAUUCUCAUUCCUGGCGAGGCCCAUUAUCUACGGAGCAGUAUAUCAGCCGUGAAGCCUUUCUAGAGCAUCAACUUUUGACUCGGGAAGGCAAGAUCACAUACUGGAUCUUGACAGACACAUUUCUGUCUGUGGGAGCAGAUGGGGCAAGACCCAUCCUCGCAGCCUGCGAGACAUUACGCAAAGAGGGAUACCUAGGCCGCAAUGGCAACCUCCGAAAACUGGUGACCCAUGGAGUAGGAUCUGUUUUUUGCAGGAAGGAGUACCGAGGUCGAGGAUAUGCUUCGCGUAUGAUGACGGAACUGGGGAAGUCGCUGGAGACUUGGCAGCAAGAAAAAGGCACGAAAGCAUCCUUCUCGGUGCUAUGGUCAGAUAUCGGGCGAUCUUUCUAUGCAGCCCACGGUUGGAAGGCGAUGUCUAACACGCGUAUCUCACUGCCAGUGGUCUCCGGGCAGAAUUCCCUUCAGACUCAAAAUAAACCGGACUGCUCCGGUGUCCGAGACUUAAACGCUCAAGAUCUUCGGGAUAGAAUUUGUCCGAAAGCAAUCGCUAUAUUGGAGACAAAUCUACGACUGCGCAGUGAGCACAGACCAAAUAUACCACAUAUAGCUAUUCGUCCAGACUAUGACCACAUGGAAUGGCAGCACGCCCGAGAAAACUUCCAGGCGAAAACACUUUUUGACAGGGACCCGAAUAUCAAAGGUGCCGAAGACCUUGCCACAGGGUGCGCCUUGAUAUGGUGUCGUGUAUGGGGGGAGGUUCCCCAGAACAACAAGCUUCAUAUCUUGCAUACCGUAAUACCAACGGAUGUUAAGGGGGAUGCCAUUAGCAGCAUUGCUGCACUUUUACUGAGGGCUCAAAUGGAGGCAAAGACAUGGGAUAUGCACGGAGGGGUGGAACUGUGGAGUCCGACGCCAGAUGUCGUUAAUGCUGCACAGUCUCUGGCGGGAAUAGAAAGAGUACAAACAACAAUCAGGGACAAAGAAUCUGUUUGCAGUUUGCGAUGGAUCGGCGGCGAGGGUGAGGAAGUGGAGUGGGUUGCUGAUGAGAGAUAUUGUUGGUGUUGA
Molecule: messenger RNA, 1215 nt
Organism: Endocarpon pusillum Z07020
Lineage: Eukaryota; Fungi; Ascomycota; Eurotiomycetes; Verrucariales; Verrucariaceae
Exons: 1
Coding region: 1-1215 (404 amino acids)
Source: RefSeq, a predicted model, not a curated record